Messenger RNA from Cynocephalus volans (Philippine flying lemur), 2692 nucleotides. RefSeq names its product plasminogen activator, tissue type (gene PLAT). Gene Ontology annotation, cellular component: extracellular region. Gene Ontology annotation, molecular function: serine-type endopeptidase activity. The transcript is spliced from 14 exons. Gene Ontology annotation, biological process: plasminogen activation; platelet-derived growth factor receptor signaling pathway; smooth muscle cell migration. NCBI's taxonomy places the organism in Eukaryota, Metazoa, Chordata, Mammalia, Dermoptera, Cynocephalidae. Bases 162 to 1850 code for a protein of 562 amino acids. The record is from RefSeq and is a predicted model, not a curated record.
CCCCGGCCACUGACCCCACCCCUGGCCUCAAAACUUAAAGGAGGCCGGAGCUGUUCAGGGAGAUUGGAGCUGAGUUCCUCCAGGAGUCCAGGGCUGGAGAGAAGCCUCUGCGAGGGAGAGAAGCCGCAGGAAGGGGCGAAUUUAAGGGACAUCCUGAAGAAAUGAUGAAUAAAAUGGAGAGAGAGCUCUUGUAUGCAUUGCUGCUUUGCGGAGCAGUCCUCACCCUGUCCAGCCAGGAGACCCGUGCCCGGUUCAAAAGAGGAGCCAGAUCUUACAGAGUGACCUGCAGAGAUGAAACAUCACAGGCCACAUACCAGCAACAGGAGUCGUGGCUGCGCCCCGCACCCUGGAGUGACCGUGUGGAGUACUGCUGGUGCAACAGUGGCAGGCCCCAGUGCCACUCAGUUCCUGUCAAAAGUUGUAGCGAGCAGAGGUGUUUCAGUGGGGGAACAUGUCGGCAGGCCCUGUAUUUCUCAGAUUUUAUCUGCCAGUGCCCUGAAGGGUUUGUUGGAAAACGCUGUGAGAUAGAUGCCAGUGCCACAUGCUACAAGGACCAGGGCAUCACCUACAGGGGCAUGUGGAGCACAGCGGAGAGUGGGGCAGAGUGCGUUAGCUGGAACAGCAGUGCACUGGCCCUGAAGCCCUACAGCGCACGGCGGCCAGACGCGGUCAAACUGGGCCUCGGGAACCACAACUACUGCAGAAACCCAGACCAAGACUCAAAGCCCUGGUGCUAUGUGUUUAAGGCAGGGAAGUACAGCUCGGAGUUCUGCAGCAUACCAACCUGCUCCAGGGGAAAAAACAGGGACUGCUACUUUGGAAAAGGGUUAGCAUACCGGGGCUCCCACAGCCUCACCACAUCCGGUGCCUCUUGCCUCCAGUGGAAUUCUGUGAUCCUGCUAGGGAAGAUUUACACAGCACGCAAGACCAAUGCCCAGGCACUGGGCCUGGGCAAACACAACCACUGCCGGAACCCAGAUGGGGACACCAAGCCAUGGUGCCACGUGCUGAAGGACCGCAGGCUGACGUGGGAGUACUGCGACAUGCCCCAGUGCUCCACCUGUGGCCUGCGACAGUACAAGCAGCCCCAGUUUCGCAUUAAGGGAGGACUCUUCGCAGACAUCACCUCCCACCCCUGGCAGGCUGCCAUCUUUGCCAGGUACAGGAGAGAGCCAAGCGAGAAGUUUCUGUGCGGGGGAAUACUGAUUGACUCCUGCUGGGUGCUGUCUGCUGCCCACUGCUUCCAGGAGAGGUUUCCUCCCCACCACCUUAAGGUGGUCUUGGGCAGAACAUACCGGUUGGUCCCUGGAGAGGAGGAGCAGAAAUUCGAAGUAGAAAAAUACAUCGUGCACAGGGACUUUGAUGACGACACUUACAACAAUGACAUUGCACUGCUGCAGCUGAGAUCAGAUUCGCAGCGCUGUGCCCAGGAGAGCAGCACUGUCCGCACCAUCUGUCUCCCCGAAGCCGGCCUGCAGCUGCCCGACUGGACUGAGUGCGAGCUCUCUGGCUAUGGCAAGCACGAGGCAUUUUCUCCUUUCUAUUCCGAGCAGCUGAAGGAGGCUCACGUCAGAUUGUACCCAUCUAGCCGCUGCACAUCGCAACACUUGUUCAAUAAAACCGUCACAGAUAAUAUGCUAUGUGCUGGAGACACCCGAAGUGGAGGGAACCAUGCACACCUACACGACGCCUGCCAGGGUGACUCAGGAGGCCCCUUGGUGUGCAUGAGGGACAGUCGCAUGACUCUGGUUGGCAUCAUCAGUUGGGGUGUUGGCUGUGGGCAGAAGGAUGUUCCAGGUGUAUAUACCAAGGUUACUAAUUACCUAGACUGGAUUCAAGACAAUAUGUGACCAUGACCAAGAAAACCCAACUCCCUGAAACCAAAUGAGACCCUGCUUCUCCCUCUUCAGAACACAUACUGCAAAGACGGAGUGUUCCUUUCACACAGAUUUCUCCAUAAACCACCACUCAGCAGAAACAGCAGGAGAUCCGAUGGGAGCGGGAGGAGCAUAUAUUUUCAUCGGUACUUCCUAUUUUGGAAGUUUUCAGGGCUAUGGUCUGAUUUCAGAAUGUAAUGUCAGAUGGGAAGACAGAUAAAUACAUGCUAACCCCUUCUGGAAUACCACCAUUGUAAGCCAACCCAUUUCCAACCAAAAACCCAACCUCCUAAUCUGUCAACAUGAGCAGCUUUGGAAAUGAGACCAUAAAGAUAAAGGCAUGUCUCAAUAGUAAGAAAUAACUAGAUCCUUCAGGAAAGGAAGAUUGCACUAGAAAUAGAAUGUGUAUUUAUAACCACAAGAGGCUCAGCAAGACCUCCAAAUAAGGGAUGGGCUGGCCAGCCCGACCAUGUUCCUCAAAACCAUCCGUUAGACCAAGUCUUCUGGGCUGACCAGUUGGCUUAGUUGGUUAGAGCGUGGUGUUGAUAAUGCCAAGGUCAAGGGUUUUGAUGCCCUUACUGGCCAGCUGCUGAUAAAAUAAACUGAGUCUUCUGCUUUCCCCUUCCUCCACUCCACAACUCUGGGAAGGUAUUCCUUUUGUGUACAGUGUGAAUGUUUUUUCCUUAUAAACUUUACAGUAGAACGGGAGAAUUGUAUUAUGUUAAUAACAGAUAAACUAGGCUUUAACACGUUUCUAUCAGUCCAUUUUAGUUUUACUUUGUUGCCACAACCCUGUAUUAUAGUGUACUUAAAUA